Molecule: messenger RNA, 1335 nt
Organism: Bipolaris zeicola 26-R-13
Lineage: Eukaryota; Fungi; Ascomycota; Dothideomycetes; Pleosporales; Pleosporaceae
Exons: 3
Coding region: 1-1335 (444 amino acids)
Biological process (GO): 'de novo' cotranslational protein folding; regulation of translational fidelity
Cellular component (GO): cytosol
Molecular function (GO): ribosome binding; Hsp70 protein binding
Source: RefSeq, a predicted model, not a curated record
AUGGCAAACGUGGAGAUUGCACUCCCCCUCCCGGUCCUGCCCGAAGGUUGGGCUGGUGAGAAGGACUUCAAGGCCAUCGGCCAGUUGAGUGAAGCCAACGACCGCAACAUUGAGCCUGUCGGCCCACACUUCUUGGCCUAUGCCCGCAGAAAGCGUCACAAGCGCACUUUCUCCGAAGACGACCGCAUCCAGGCCCAGGCCAAUGUCAAGAGCGUUGAGGAGGAGGAUCCCGAUGAUGUUGACGAGCCUGAGGACCCUCUGAUGCUGCAGCGUGAGGCAAAGGACUGGAAGUCUCAAGAUCAUUACGCUGUGCUUGGUAUAACCCGCUACCGAUGGCGCGCAACCGACGACCAGAUCAAGCGCGCACACCGCAGGAAGGUGCUCAAGCAUCACCCCGACAAGAAGGCAGCCAAGGGCGGCACCGAAGACGACCAAUUCUUCAAGUGUAUCCAGAAGGCCCACGAAGUCCUGUCCGACCCUGUCAAGAGGAGGCAAUUCGACUCUGUCGACGAGGCCGCCGAGGUUGAGCCACCAUCGAAGAAGGAGACGCAAAAGGGCAACUUCUACAAACUCUGGGGCAAAGUUUUCGAGGCUGAGGGGCGCUUCUCCAACCAGCAACCGGUACCCAAGCUCGGUAACGAGAACAGCACCAAGGAGGAGGUUGAGCACUUCUACAACUUCUGGUACAACUUUGACAGCUGGAGAUCAUUCGAAUACCUUGACGAGGAUGUACCAGACGACAACGAAAACCGCGACCAGAAGCGUCACGUUGAGCGUAAGAACCAGGCCGCCCGUCGCAAGAAGAAGACUGAGGACACUGCCCGUCUGAGGCACUUGGUCGACGACUGCCUUGCUCUCGAUGAGCGUAUCAAGAAGUUCCGUCAAGCCGAGCACGCACAGAAGAACAAGCGCCGUCUCGAAAAGGAGGCUGCUCAGAAGCGAGAGGCAGAAGAGGCUGAGAAGAGGAAGGCUGAGGAGGCCAAGGCUGCUGCUGAGAAGGAGGCAGCUGAGAAGGCGGCAAAGGCCGACACAAAGAAGGCCAAGGAAGCUGCGAAGAAUGCGGCAAAGAAGAACAAGCGUGUGGUGCGUGGUGCAGCCAAGGACGCCAACUACUUCCACGGUGAUGGUGAAGCGCCCGCAUCCCAAGUCGAUGCUGCUCUGGCCGACGUGGACCUCAUCAUCACCAAGCAGGAUCACGAGGAGCUGGCGGCAUUGACGAGCAAGCUCAACAACGUCAAGGACGCAGCCAAGAUCAAGGAGAUCUUCCAGGAAGAGGCCCAGCGCCUGAUUGGUGCCUCGAAGCUCAGCCAGGGCGAACUCCGCGCCUUGGCCUAG